Messenger RNA from Saccharomycopsis crataegensis, 189 nucleotides. RefSeq lists its product as uncharacterized. The record is from RefSeq and is a predicted model, not a curated record. The transcript is spliced from 2 exons. Bases 1 to 189 code for a protein of 62 amino acids. NCBI's taxonomy places the organism in Eukaryota, Fungi, Ascomycota, Saccharomycetes, Ascoideales, Saccharomycopsidaceae.
AUGGCCACUGGACAAAAACUUUAUUUCUCCUUUGCUAUUAUUUUACCAUUUCUUAGAAGAUAUACCAUAGAAAUCGACAAAAUUAACCCAUUUUUGAAAAAUAGAUUUGUUUCAUCCAUCCUUCCUAAUUACAAAAGAUCUUAUAAUGUCUUUGAUCGGGGGGUCGUUUACAAGAUCUGCGUUGUAUAA